Molecule: messenger RNA, 2582 nt
Organism: Cotesia glomerata
Lineage: Eukaryota; Metazoa; Arthropoda; Insecta; Hymenoptera; Braconidae
Gene: rdx
Product: protein roadkill
Exons: 8
Coding region: 654-1946 (430 amino acids)
Biological process (GO): proteasome-mediated ubiquitin-dependent protein catabolic process; regulation of proteolysis
Cellular component (GO): nucleus; cytoplasm
Molecular function (GO): ubiquitin protein ligase binding
Source: RefSeq, a predicted model, not a curated record
AGCUCAGUAGUGCCACUACCGAGGUCGGAGUCGGAGUCGAGACUCGUGGUCCACCGGGUGAUCAACACAGUCCGCCGAGCCGCUUCGCUGCAGCGUGAGAAUUUCAUUACCACUCUCAACUGUAACUUGCGUCCUGUUCUAAUAUAUUUUUAUUACGGCAACAAUUAUUAAUUAAUAAUUUUAAUUAUAAUUAACGACAAAUACAUAUAUAUUUAUAAUUUUAAAUAUAUAUUGUACAUAUAAUACACCAUCAGUUAUUUUAAAAUCAGAAUCAGAAUAGGAGGUCGUUAAACGACGCUCAGAAGUGACGUGACGUUUCUUUGUGCUCGCCUCGGUUUUUUUUUAAUUUAUCCCGAGUUUUUUUUUUUUUAUUUUGAAGAAGAAAAAUUCCGAGACUUGACAUGUUGAUUUUACUUGAUAGAUAAAGUGACAGGUGAUGUGUGAGUACAAUUACUAUUGAAGUAACAACACAAAACAAGUGAAGAAAUAUUAAUAAUAAUUAAAAGAAGGAAUAAUAGAGUUGUUUAUAAUUAUAAUAAAAGUGACAGCUGAUAAAGCGAAGCAGGGUGUCAGUUGUUGUUGUUGUAAAAUAUUAUGUCAAAGAUCGGCUUUCGAUAGCCGGGAAAUAAAAAUAAUAAUAAUAAAAGGUGCGCAUGUGUCCAGUGGGAUUUUACAAUAAACUUCUUGACACCUCUCUGGAUACUUUUACAGUGCCUACAUCUGGACUGUCUCAUGUCAGAAUGGCGCUGGCGCGACACCCGGUGAGCGACUGUGCACCUCAAACGUCGCGGGUUAGUUCAAAUUUACACAGCAGUAGUAGCAUGGCGGUAAGCCGUGUUCCGAGCCCGCCGCCACUAGAAGUUAACACCCCAGUUGCUGAAAAUUGGUGUUAUACACAGGUGAAGGUGGUGAAAUUCAGCUACAUGUGGACGAUCAAUAACUUCAGUUUUUGCAGAGAAGAAAUGGGGGAGGUUCUCAAAUCUUCGACAUUCUCUGCAGGGGCCAAUGAUAAACUUAAAUGGUGCCUGAGAGUUAAUCCUAAAGGCUUGGAUGAAGAAAGCAAGGAUUAUUUAUCACUCUAUCUGCUUCUCGUGUCUUGUAAUAAAUCAGAAGUUAGAGCAAAGUUCAAAUUUUCAAUUCUUAAUGCCAAAAGAGAAGAAACCAAAGCUAUGGAGAGCCAACGAGCCUACAGGUUUGUCCAAGGCAAGGACUGGGGCUUUAAAAAAUUCAUAAGAAGAGACUUCCUGUUAGAUGAAGCCAAUGGUUUAUUGCCAGACGAUAAACUAACGAUAUUUUGUGAGGUCAGUGUAGUAGCAGAUAGUGUCAAUAUUUCCGGUCAAAGUAAUACAAUCCAAUUCAAAGUACCAGAAUGCCGAUUACCAGAAGAUCUUGGAACACUUUUCGAAAGCCAAAAAUUCAGUGACGUUACAUUAACUGUCUGUGGUAAUGAAUUCAGAGCGCACAAAGCUAUUCUAGCAGCGCGUAGUCCAGUUUUCUCCGCGAUGUUUGAACAUGAAAUGGAGGAGCGCAAGCAGAAUCGUGUGGAUAUAACAGACGUAGAUUACGAGGUUCUAAAAGAGAUGCUGAGAUUUAUUUACACGGGCAAAGCGACAAAUCUUGAGAAAAUGGCGGACGAUUUGUUGGCUGCGGCGGAUAAAUAUGCUCUCGAAAGGCUCAAAGUCAUGUGCGAAGAGGCACUUUGUACAAAUUUAGCAAUCGAUAAUGCGGCGGAAAUUCUUAUACUUGCCGAUCUUCACAGUGCAGAUCAGUUAAAAGCACAGGCCAUAGACUUUAUUAAUACACAUGCUACAGACGUAAUGGAUACAUCUGGUUUCAAAACGAUGGUGAAUACGCAUCCACACUUAAUAGCGGAGGCAUUUCGUGCCCUAGCGACGCAACAAAUACCGCCGAUCGGACCGCCUCGCAAACGUGUGAAACAAAGCUGAAAGCAAUCAUCAUUACCAUUGAUACCGGGCACAACAACAGUGUCUUCACCGCCCCACCUACAUCCCUCUUGACUUUAUUUUCGUGUACAGUGAGAUAUAAUACGCGUAGUGCUAAAAUUAAUUAAUAAAUAAAAUAAAUAAAUAAAUAAUAAAAUAAUAAUAAAUAAAUAAAUGUUUCCUAGUGCGACCACCCAUUUCUUUGUCGGCCGUCGCAACGACUAGUGUCCAUGGUCCGUGAUAAUUAAAACAGGAGUUAAAUGUCGAUUUAAUUAAAAAUUAAUAAUAAAUAAACUCACGGCCAGUUAAGCGGGUGUCCGCAAACUUUUGUUGUGUUCAGUGAGCGUCGGUAGUGUGUCAAAUAAUUAAAUAAACUCAUUAAAGUGCAACGAAUGUCAUGAGAUAUUUUUUAAAAAAUUCUCGAAUUUUUGAGAAUUAAUAUUUAUUUAUUAUUUGUAUACCCACCAAUUGAGUUUUUUACCCACCUUUAAUACCCGUCCUUUAUUGAUCGCCGUUUUAUCUCUGUCUGGGAAGAAAAUAUGUCCAAGUUGAUAUUAAUGUCAGCAUCAAGGGGAUAAUUAUCAACACUUGAAGAUCAAGAACCUUCAAAUGAAAAUUUUCUGAGGAUAUUGAUGAAAA